CUGCGUGUCAGAGACUCGAGAGUGCGCAAGUUCAUAAUUUAUCACUGACUGAAAAACAGCCUCACUUUAUAUGAAGCUUUGCACAGCAUACAGAAAAACGGAGGACUCUGGAAUUUGUAUUCAUCUUAGCCACCUAUGUUUGAACCUGACCCACACUCAAAACACACAGACGCAAACACACCCUCACACUCUGUCAAACACUACGUCUGUGUGAGCUACGUGGUGAAGGGACAGGCUCCUGCAGUGUCAGAAGUGAAGGGAGUGGGGCAGGCUGAAGCAGAGAUUAGUCACUGCAGUGCCAGAGUGCAUACGUUUUUCUUCAGAAUACACAAAACCAACAGAAGGACUAGUGCUAUUUCUACAGCUCUCAGAAAAGGAACAGAAACAAGAAAGAAUGGAGGACUAUGAUUACGAUGAUCACAACUCCAGUUUAAAUGACAGCUAUGACUACAAUUAUGAACACACCAUCUGUGACAAAGAAACAGUUCGCUCGUUUGCUGGCAUCUUCCUUCCAGUCAUCUAUGCCCUGGCCCUGGUAGUAGGCCUGGCUGGAAAUGCCUUGGUAGUGGUGGUCUACACAUCACGGCUGAAAUUACGAACCCUGACAGAUGUGUGCAUCCUCAACCUUGCCAUUUCAGACCUGCUGCUUCUCCUCACCCUGCCUUUCUGGGCAGCUGAUGCUGUCCACGGCUGGAGGCUGGGUUCGGCAGCCUGCAAGCUCACAUCCUUCCUCUACAGCACCAACUUCAGCUGUGGCAUGCUGCUGCUUGCGUGCAUCAGUGUGGAUCGCUAUCGUGCUGUAGUCAAAAAUCCAACUGGCAGAACUGGAACAGGAUCCCGAGUAAAGAGACAGUGGCUCCUAGUGUGCAUAAUGCUGUGGACUACAGCCAGCAUUCUCGGCCUACCCGAGCUUAUCUUCUCCACAGUGAAGCACUCCCAUUACAGGAUUAGCUGCACAGCCAUCUACCCGCAUAGCAUGGCCCGACCUGCAAAGGCUGCCUUAGAGCUGCUGGAGGUGAUCCUGAGAUUUGUGAUACCUUUCCUGGUCAUGGUGGUGUGCUACUGUCGGGUGGGGCUGGCACUGAGUAAGGCCGUUGCGGUGCGAAGAGAGAAAAAGUGGCAAGCUCUGCGAGUCCUCCUGGCUGUGGUGGCUGUAUUCCUGCUCACCCAACUGCCCUACACCGUGGUCAAGCUAUGCCGAGCAAUGGACAUCAUCUACAUGCUUGUGACCGACUGUGAAGUCAGCAAGGGCUUGGAUCACGCUAUCCAGGUGACAGAAAGCCUCGCGCUCACCCACGCCUGCAUUAACCCUCUGUUGUAUGCCUUCAUGGGGUCAUCCUUCAGGGGUCAUGUUCUGAAGGCAGCCAAGCACCUUGGACAGCGACUUGGCAGACACCAGAGACAUGUUAACGAGGAGCCCGUGGAGAUUGCACUCCACGCGUGUAAUCAAACUCAAUCCCAGUCAGAUUCAGAAGAGAGAGAGACCAGCACCUUUACUAUUUAAGACUCAAAGAUGUAUCUAUUUUUUGUAAGCUCCAACAAAAAAUUGCACGUAUACAGUUUAAAUAUAUUUACAUUCUUUUACUAACAUACAAGACCGAUAUCCUUAAGCAUAAAUAUUAAUUCUUUGUUUAAUAAACUGCAUAUGUACAGUGAAUUUAUAUGCACUAACCAGCAAACUAUUUUGUAUAAAUUAUGUAUUUUAUUAAAUAAAAGAACAAAGUUUUCAACAA
This is a messenger RNA of Archocentrus centrarchus (flier cichlid), 1733 nucleotides long. It is a transcript of the gene ackr4b, whose product is annotated as atypical chemokine receptor 4b. The record is from RefSeq and is a predicted model, not a curated record. NCBI's taxonomy places the organism in Eukaryota, Metazoa, Chordata, Actinopteri, Cichliformes, Cichlidae. Gene Ontology annotation, biological process: calcium-mediated signaling; cell chemotaxis; immune response. Gene Ontology annotation, molecular function: C-C chemokine binding; scavenger receptor activity; C-C chemokine receptor activity. Bases 395 to 1504 code for a protein of 369 amino acids. The transcript is spliced from 2 exons. Gene Ontology annotation, cellular component: external side of plasma membrane; membrane.